UAGCGAAUGAAGAUACCAACGGUUUAAGACCGUGUAGAGAGUCAGUCUGUCAGACACAGAGUAAGUCGUGGUUAUUCAAUUCAAGAAAUAAAAAAAAAUUAAACGAAACAAUAACAUUUUUUAUUUCAAUGUGUAAUUGUGUGGUGUGUUUUAAAUGUGAAUGUGCUCUGUUUAUCAAAUAAAAAUUUGUUUGGGUGCAAAAUUAUUUGGAAACGAAAAAAGAAUUGUAUGUGCUGUUCAAAUGUGUUAAAUAUGUGUAAUGUACCGCCAAAGUUUUAUCAAGUGUGUCGUCUUUGUUUAUCAUGCCCGUCACUGUCAACCUCGACAACAAAUACACAAGAGAAUACCGAUGAUGAGACACAAACAGACUCUGCAGCUGCAGAUGUUGACAAAAAAGUUAUUAAUAAAUCAAUUUUUGAUAAAGAUGAUACAGAUUAUAAAUGGCAGAAACGGAAUAUUCCAUUUAAAAUUAUGACGUGUCUAUCCAUUUUGGUGUGUGAAAGUGACCCUUUACCUCAUGUUAUAUGUUCGAGGUGUGAACGAACUUUAAACACAUUACAUGGUUUUAGACAGGCGGCGCAUCGUGCUCAGGAACUAUUAAAACAAUUCUUAGCAAAUGUGGCUCAGGCACAUUCACUUACAGAGAAAAUACCAAACAUGUGUACUGACAGUGAUAUUUCCGUAAUGUUACCACCAUUAUCACCUUCAGCAUUUAUGUCACCGUGUUCAAUGUCACCAGCACAUUACAGUAAUAGUAAUAGUCAACCACAUACGUCAUCACCACAACCACCUAGUUCACCAACUCCAACAGAUUUAUCAGUGACUUCAACUGUUGGAACACAGCAUAAUACCGUCAUAACGUCAUCAUCACAGCAACCACGUUCACCACCAUCACCCGCAACCUCAACAGAACGACAUCAUCCCCAAGAAGAUGAUGACGACGAACAAAAACCAAUCUUAACUAUAACACCAGUAAUCAAACAAGAACUGAUUGAAAAUAACCAAACCGAUGAAAUCGAAGAAAAUAACCAUCUACCUCAUCAACAACACCAUACAGUAAUUGUAUCAACACCGAUAAUACAUUCAGCACAAUCACCAAGUGAUACUGAUACCGGUGUUGAUUUAUCAAAACCACCAGAAACACUAACAUGUAUGCCAGAGAUACAUCACUAUUCAAAUUUAAAACGUGGUGAAUCAAUGGAUGCACUUAGUGAUUAUAGUAAUAGUUCAGAUCCAGAACGUUUAGAAGUUGAUAUGUCACGGGUAAAGAACGAAGAUGAUUCGGAUACAACAGAAAGUAGUCCGCCAUCACCAAAACAAUAUCAUCAUCGAACACAUUCUUCUUCAUAUAAUAAUAAUCCAAAAAAUUCAAGUCCUGAACUAUGGCGUGCCUUAUCUGGUGGUGGUAUUAUUGUUGGUGGUGGAGAUACAUCAUCUAAAUCAAUUUCACCACCAGAAAAUCUAGGUGAAGCUGGUCAAUUGUUACGUCGUUUAAUUGCGUGUCGUAAUUUGGGUAUGACGAUUACGCCAGCACCUUCAGAUGCAACCAAUAAUGAUAAUACGUUUCAUUCGAAUUUGAAUUCAAAUGGUGAUUCAAUUGGUAUAAAAUCUGAGAAAGAUACACCGAACACAUUAAAUCUUUCAAUAAAACGUGAAUUAAAAGGUUCAUCUGCACGACGUAAACAAUAUUUCCCAACAAAAGCACCGACCGAAGACCGAUAUCAGUAUACAACAACACCAGAAAACAAUACAAUAAAUUUAUCAUCACUGAGUCCUUGCCAUGACGGUGGUAACACCGGAAUAGGUGGAGUUGGUGGUGAUUCAGAAACAGAUAUAAACUAUGCACAAGCAUGGUGUAAUUAUCGUUUUGCCAAAGGAAAUAAUAAAACAGAAAUAAUAGCCAGUAAUAAUUUAAUAACAAAUAAUAGUAAUAAUAAUAAUAACACGGACGUAUCAAAUGCACGUCGUGUUGAUCUAGCAUGUAGUAAUUGUGGUACACGUACCACAACCAUAUGGCGUCGUAAUAUGCGUGGUGAAAUGGUAUGUAAUGCAUGUGGUUUGUAUUUUAAAUUACAUGGCGUUGAUCGCCCACAUGCAAUGCGUCGUGAUACUAUACACACGCGUAGACGACGUCCAAAGAAUAGUGUGAAUUCAUCGGGUAAACGACAACGAAUGACAACAACUACAUCUUCAACAUCACCAGCAUCAACAACAAAUAAUAUUGUUAUACAAAAAUCACCAGAUACAGACCAAAUGUUGACGGCGUUACGGCGACAUAUACAGCCGCAUUUAAUGUUAACCAUACAAAAUGAACAAAAUAAAUUAACGUCAUCACAUCUACCUGUACAUAAUUAUCCGAGUUUAAUGAAGAUAAACAAUUCACCACCAGCUCAUAAGAUGAAUGAUGAUGACGAUGAUGGUGAAGAAGAUGAUCAAAUCUCCCCAGAAUUACCAUUAAAUUUGGUUUCCACACCACAUAUAACCACGGAAUCAUCUCAUUAGCGUAUGACAUUUUCAUUUGUUAACCAUUUUGGUAGUAUUAUUAGAUUGAUGAUAGCUGGUGUUGGACACGAUGAGAGAUACAGCGGAGUCAACACCAGAAAAUCAGAAAUUUAUUACCACACUUAAAGAAAAACCAGUAUACGAAUUUUUUUUUAA
Molecule: messenger RNA, 2658 nt
Organism: Chrysoperla carnea
Lineage: Eukaryota; Metazoa; Arthropoda; Insecta; Neuroptera; Chrysopidae
Gene: GATAd
Product: probable serine/threonine-protein kinase DDB_G0282963
Exons: 5
Coding region: 229-2502 (757 amino acids)
Biological process (GO): positive regulation of transcription by RNA polymerase II; cell fate commitment; negative regulation of transcription by RNA polymerase II
Cellular component (GO): nucleus
Molecular function (GO): RNA polymerase II cis-regulatory region sequence-specific DNA binding; zinc ion binding; DNA-binding transcription factor activity, RNA polymerase II-specific
Source: RefSeq, a predicted model, not a curated record